Entelurus aequoreus (snake pipefish) is the source of this 2981-nucleotide messenger RNA. It is a transcript of the gene cald1a, whose product is annotated as caldesmon 1a. Lineage: Eukaryota; Metazoa; Chordata; Actinopteri; Syngnathiformes; Syngnathidae. The transcript is spliced from 16 exons. Bases 161 to 1978 code for a protein of 605 amino acids. Gene Ontology annotation, cellular component: actin cytoskeleton. Gene Ontology annotation, molecular function: calmodulin binding; myosin binding; actin binding. The record is from RefSeq and is a predicted model, not a curated record. Gene Ontology annotation, biological process: angiogenesis; muscle contraction; actin filament bundle assembly.
UACGGUGUCGCCACGGACUACAAAGGCGGACUUAUGCAGAUCCCAAAUACAGAUCAGCAGGUACCAGAAGGUUAACCACUCACAGAGAUCAUUGGAGGCACCACCGAAGACCUGGCGGGUUGUUACAGAAGACCGAGAAGUGAUCACAAGGGGUGCAACCAUGGAGGAAAUGGACUUUGACCGGCGCCGGGAGCUGAGGAGGCAGAAACGGGAGGAGAUGCGCCUGGAGGCUGAACGGAUGUCCAGGAAUGACGAUGACGAGGAGGAGGCAGCCCGCGAGAGGCGGCGCCGGGCCCGCCAGGAGAGGCUGAGGAGCAGGGAGCUCGAGGAGUCGAGCGGCCAGCCUGACAGUCUGGUCCUCACCAACAGCCACAGUGUUACAGAAAGCGACUCAGUGAGCAGCUCUUACGGAGGCAACGACGAUACCGAAGAACAAGCCCUACUGGACCGCAUGGCCAAGAGAGAAGAGCGCCGCCAGCGUCGCCUGAAGGAAGCGCUGGAGCGACAGACGCAGCUGGACACCGAGACGGAAGGCCAGCGGGACUACGACGUCGGUGGCGCAGAGGAGAAGAGCAAAAAGCAGGAAGUGGUGGAGGAGGGGAGGUCCUCCUCUUGGCGCCAGGGCCGUUACCAUCACGGCGAAGAAGAGGAAAAGGAGGUGGUGGUCGUGACGAGAGAGGAAGAAGAUGCUGCUCCUGAUGAGGAGAGAGUGAUGGACGAGAAACCAAGAAGGUCUUACUUAAGAGAAGAGGAGCUCACAGGGAAAGGAAGUCAUUCGGUAGUCAGUUCAAAUCAGGCCGAGUCAGCAGACGUAGUGGCUGAAGAGGCACCGGAGGGCGAUUAUGUAGACGCCACCUCAGGGAGCGAGCGUACGGUGCAGAGAAAUGACAGUGAGGCGGACAGAGAGGUGUGUCAGAUACUGCAGUCGCAGGACAAUCAGAUGAAUGAGGCGAGCAGGAGCCUGGAGGUUCGCGAGGAGCAGAGGAAGCAGAACGGGGGUCUGCACGAGGAGGAGGAUGAGGAGGAGGAGGAGGAGGAGGGGGCCAUACCCAAACAGCACAGGAACCUCGAGAGGACACUCAGCCGAGGCAGCGUGCGUUCACCUGAGGCAUCGGCGGCCGACGAGCAGGACGAAGACGACACGGCCGCCCGCCUGGAGGCCGAACGCAAGCUGGAGGAGCUGAAGCGUCGCCGCGACAACGCCGAGAACGAGGAGAUUGAGCGCAGGCGGCAGAAGCAACAAGAGGCCGAGGCCGAAUUGGAGGAGCUGAAGAGGAAGCGUGAAGAGAGGAGGAAGGUGCUGGAGGAGGAGGAGAGGCAGAAGAAGCAGGAAGAGGCUGACAAGAAGGCCAAAGAGGAGGAGGAGAAGAGGAAGAUGAAGGAGGAGAUUGAGCGAAGGAGGGCGGAGGCAGCGGAGAAGAGACAAAAAGUGGAAGACCCUUUGGACAACGAGGACAAACUCUUCAAGUGUGUCAGCCCUCGAGGCUCCUCCCUCAAGAUCGGAGAGCGAGCAGAGUUUCUCAACAAGUCAGCACAGAAAAGCACGGUGAAGACGUCUCUCACUCCUGUGGUAUCGAAGAUCGACAACAGGCUGGAACAAUACACCUCAGCCGUUCUGAGAGAGAACAAGGAGUCCCGAUCCCCUCGCUCGGGCGCCGUGGACCUCCCCGUGGUCGCCGACAGCAUACGGAACAUCAAGAGCAUGUGGGAGAAAGGCAGCGUGUUCAGCACGUCAGGAAGUGGCGGCAGCAGCGCCUUCAAGGAAGCAGCUGCGAUAAAGUCGGGCGUGGCGGGCCGCAUCAAUGACUGGCUGAAUAAAACCCCGGAGAGCAGCAAAGCUUCGGCAGGAAGGCCGUCGGACCUGAAGCCUGUGGAUGUGAGCAACAAGAGGAGUUUAUGGGAAAACAAAGGCUCCUCAACAGCCAAGGCGGCGGGCACGAGCGACACCAAAUCAGUCACUAACGGUAUGGGCCACUAGAGUCCAGCAGGAGCCUUUCAAAGCCGGGACCACGACAAUCCAAGACUUUGGCUUGACCACCAAAUAACGACCACCAUCCCCAAGAGGGAGAGGAGGCACGCCGUCUCACCUUUUGGACCACGGCUCCUCUUUUAUGUGCCUUUUGCACGUUUAUUUACUUUGUCAAAGAAAGCAAAUGCUGUGAAGAUUGGACUUUUUACGUCCUGCCAGGACACAAAAUUAGUAGCAAACAAAUUUGAUUUCAUCGCCCGUCCCUACAUUCCAUCUUUUUUUUGUUUUGUAUUUAUAUUGAAAGCAAAAGCUUCACACAUUUUGUAUUAUUUGAAAUGCAACCACUUGAGGAUAGAAGUAUAAGCACUUGUAGAGGUUAGUCGUACAACAAUAUCUUUUAUUGUAUAACAUUCCUAUACUCACAACUUCCUCUUUUAUACUCCUAAACAUUCCGCCAACAGGAAGUGUUGACGUUGUUUUAUUUAUGUUGAAUCCUUCACACAUUCCUCUUAAACGCACGAGAUGCCUUCGCUGCUGCAGACGUUGACAUUUAGAUCACGUAGGAAGCAAACAGCAGCAUUAUUGCACGCACGGUGGCUACACACAACACACAUAGAACACGCAGUAGUAGCGAGGCCAACGACAAGCCACGAUGUACUUUAUCUGGCCUAAGGAUUGCAAUGACAGCUGAGGUACUUGAACGCCUCACAGGAAGGAAGUGUUUACGUUGUGAUAAUUUUUCUUUUUUGCUCCCAAGUCAGACAAUCACAUUCCACAGUUCCUCUUAAAAAGAAGAGCAGGGAGGGCAGGACCAAAAUCUAUAUUUUAUUACUUUUUUUAUUGAUCAUAUUUAACCUGACACUUUGUUUAGGCGCUGCAACACACUUUGCUAGUUAGUGUGUGUGUGUACAUGUACACGAUGUCACGCUAAUAUUGGACACUUUCCAACUGGAUGAAUGUCAACAUUGUACUCUUUGACAGCAACAACAGUAAUAAACACAUUGAUCUUUCA